AUGCCUCCACGCGUGCGGAUUACGUCGCUGCAGCGCCAAUCCUUGCGAUGCACCAGAGAACUUCGAAUCGCGUCUCGUAGCGCCAGCACCGCUGCUGCGCCGGCCGUCACACCCGCGCCAUCUAUUGAGCAAAUGACACGCUCUAAGGCACCCAUUGCAAAGACGCCUCCUACUCAGUUGCCAUCUCACCGUAAUCCUGAAUAUCGCCGCUCACAACUCCUGCGCCAAUACACGUCUCUCAUUCGUACAUCUCCCUUGAUGGUCAUCUUUCAACACAACAACUUGAAAUCUAUGGAAUGGGCCUCGAUUCGACGAGAGUUGACCAAGGCUCUGCAAAAGGUGGAUGAGAAGAUUGCCUCAGAAGGGCGGUCAGCUCCCGCUUUGGCGCCGUAUAUCAAGCUGCAAACCAUCCAGACUAGCAUCUUCGAGGUCGCCAUCCGCAUCGUCGAGUACUUCCGGCCCAACCAGGCCGCCCAGGCUGCCGGACAGCCUCCGAGUGCCGUCGACCCUAUCACACAAACCUCGGCUGAGUUACCGGCCAUUUCUGGCUCCAGGGAUGACCCGGCACUGACGCACGACCUGUCUCGUGCCGCCUAUGCCGCUGUGAGGAAUCUGAAGGGACGCCACGAGCUUGGCGACAUCCUUGUCGGCCCCAUCGCUGUCCUCUCCAUUCCUGCCGUCUCUCCCGAACACAUGAAGGCUGCGCUGUCAAUUCUCACCCCCAAAGAGUCCGGAUUUGCGGCACCUACGCGUAAGGGUAACCCGGACUACCAUGACCCGAUCGUCCAGACCGGCCUGCAGAAGCUCAACCUGCUGGCUGCACGUGUCGAUGGAAAGGUCUUCGAUAUCAACGAGACCAAGUGGGUCGGCAGCAUCGAGGGUGGUAUGGAUGGCCUGCGCGCGCAGCUUGUCAUGGCUCUGCAGAGCAUGGGAUCCAGCGUCACGAGCACUUUGGAGGGUGCUGGAAAGAGCCUCUACCUCACCCUGGAGAGUCGACGAAGCGUUUUGGAGGAGGAGCAGAAGCCCGCGGAAGAAAAGACUGAGUCGUCUUAG
This is a messenger RNA of Penicillium oxalicum, 1053 nucleotides long. RefSeq names its product mitochondrial 54S ribosomal protein uL10m. The record is from RefSeq and is a predicted model, not a curated record. Bases 1 to 1053 code for a protein of 350 amino acids. Gene Ontology annotation, cellular component: mitochondrial large ribosomal subunit. The transcript has a single exon. Gene Ontology annotation, biological process: translation. Gene Ontology annotation, molecular function: structural constituent of ribosome. Lineage: Eukaryota; Fungi; Ascomycota; Eurotiomycetes; Eurotiales; Aspergillaceae.